UUGGUUGCUUUUGAUCCUACAGUGCAGAGCUAUAGUGGUUUACGAAGCAAUCUUCGUCAAUUCGUGUUUAUCAUCUUUGCCCCUCAGAAUUUAAGGGAUGAGUACGCUUCAACAAGAUGCAUUGCUCAUGGAGAAUGGCCACAUCAAGGGUUUGAGCAGGGAGCUGAGGCAUGGCAGGACUGCUCAUAACAUGUCCUCUUCUUCCUUGCGCAAGAAAUCCGACUUAACCCUUGUUUCCAAGGUUCAGUGGUGUUUGCUCAGGAAUUUGCUCGUCAAUUUCCAAGAGGUCAUCCUUGGGACCAAGCUGUCGAUUCUCUUUCUUGUGAUUCCCCUUGCCAUCGUCGCCGAAGUCUACAGGUUCGGUCGACCUUGGGUUUUUGCGUUGGCCUUAGUGGGACUUACGCCACUAGCUGAACGCGUCAGCUUCUUGACAGAACAAGUUUCUUACCACACGGGCCCAACAGUUGGAGGACUCUUAAAUGCAACAUUUGGCAAUGUCACAGAACUCAUAAUAGCAAUAUUUGCUCUCAGAAAUAAUAAAAUAGCUGUGCUCAAGUAUUCUCUCUUGGGUUCAAUCCUUUCAAACCUUCUUUUAGUUCUUGGAACCUCCCUCUUCAGUGGUGGAAUAGCAAACAUUAGAGGAGAACAAAAAUUUGAUAGGAAACAGGUAGAUGUGAACUCACUUAUGCUGCUGCUGGCAUUUUUGUGCCACUUGCUGCCUUUGCUGUUCAGAUAUUCUGGUAUCUCAGCUGCUCUUGAUACAGGCCCAUCUCUCCACUUGUCAAGAACUGCAAGUAUUGUGAUGCUGAUAGCAUAUUUUGCUUACCUUGUCUUUCAACUUUGGACCCAUCGCCAGUUAUUUCAAGCUGAGGAUGAAGAAGAUAAUGAUAAUGUUGCAGAAGUAGCUGUGAUAGGAUUUUGGAGUGGGUUUGCUUGGCUUGCUGGAUUGACUGUACUCAUUGCCAUCUUGUCUCAAUUUGUGGUGAACACAAUUGAGGGUACUUCAGAUUCAUGGAGCCUGUCUGUCAGCUUCCUUAGCAUCAUCUUGUUGCCAAUAGUUGGCAAUGCAACUGAACAUGCAGGGGCAAUCAUAUUUGCUUUGAAGAACAAGCUAGACAUCUCAUUAGGUGUUGCUUUAGGUUCUGCAACUCAGAUUUCCAUGUUCGUGGUUCCCCUGUGUGUCGUCAUUGCUUGGAUAAUGGGUAUCAGAAUGGACCUUGACUUCAAUCUCCUUGAGACCGGUUCUCUUGCUUUGGCUAUUUUAGUCCCAUCUUUCACUUUACAGGAUGGGACUUCUAACUACAUGAAAGGCCUUGUUCUCCUGCUCUGCUACGUUGUUAUUGGGGCAUGCUUCUUUGUACAAAGAACACCACCCAACCAGGCUGAUGUUCCAAACAUGAUCCUUAAACCUCCAACUGAAGCAGCUUGAAGAUCUUAGUAGCGGGGACAAGGGACAUAACCACUUGCACCCACACAAGAACUCUGGAGUGGACAAGGGACAAAAUUUCAUUGUAGGUUUUGACCUAUCAGGGUCGCUUCCUGAGACGAAGGAUAAGAGCAUCCAUACUAACUUCCGACAGAUCCAAUGGAUCUACGACCUCCAAACGGAAAUCUGAAGGUGUUUGCGUUAACUUCGCAGGAACGUUGAUUGCAGACCGUGUAUAUAAUAAUACAUCUCUCUAAGUGCUGUUGGCUCUGAGAUUUUCAUCUUGCAUUCGUGAAAUCCCAGAGUAGCGUAGCAAAAGCUACUAGGUGUAUUAUAAAUUCUAAUGGUUUAAUGGUGAAAGGUAGGCAUGCAGUUAGCAAGAUGUUUGAGGUUUUAAUUGUCUGUUUCAUCGUAUUAAAAAAAAAACGUUCAGCUUGUGUUUUGAGAUGCGAAACGCCUGUGUUGUGAGCCUGUAAUAAUUCUCAUUAUAAGAAAGUCGUUUUGGAUCAUUCGAUGUAACAUUCUACUGGGGAAAAUCAUUCCGACAUUAGCAAGAUUCCUCGAGUAUGCUGAGUCUGUUGUCACAUGCAGGCCUUGUUUUCUCUCUUGCUCUUUAGUUAGAGAACAUGGACGCUGACACCACUCUGACACACUGAAAGUCACAAAUGUACUUUUUGUUCUGGCAUCACAAUACAAUUAUUGCAGCUUCUUUGAAUAUAAGAAUAUUACUUGAAUUA
Prosopis cineraria is the source of this 2163-nucleotide messenger RNA. Its product is annotated as vacuolar cation/proton exchanger 3-like. The record is from RefSeq and is a predicted model, not a curated record. Gene Ontology annotation, biological process: intracellular calcium ion homeostasis; calcium ion transmembrane transport. Gene Ontology annotation, molecular function: calcium:proton antiporter activity. Bases 98 to 1429 code for a protein of 443 amino acids. Gene Ontology annotation, cellular component: plant-type vacuole membrane. The transcript is spliced from 11 exons. NCBI's taxonomy places the organism in Eukaryota, Viridiplantae, Streptophyta, Magnoliopsida, Fabales, Fabaceae.